Molecule: messenger RNA, 5523 nt
Organism: Anthonomus grandis grandis
Lineage: Eukaryota; Metazoa; Arthropoda; Insecta; Coleoptera; Curculionidae
Product: ankyrin repeat domain-containing protein 50
Exons: 21
Coding region: 414-5075 (1553 amino acids)
Molecular function (GO): protein binding
Source: RefSeq, a predicted model, not a curated record
UUGUGACAGCUAGAUUUUGUCAUAACCAAAAAUAUUUAUAGAUAAAAGUGGAUAAAUAGUGUUAUAAAUAAAUAGUUUUAGUUUUAUUUUUUGUUGAUCGCGUUUUUUGGCUACAAAUCAUUUUUAUUAAAAAUAAAUAACGCCGAUAUUAAAAUAGUUGCUGAGAAGACAAAGAUUAUUAUGGCUCAAAGCCAAAAAGCUCCAGGACAUGUCUCUCCACUUAAUAUUUUUGAGAAAACAUAAUCAAGCAGAACGUCUUUAUUAAGAAAAUGUAACAAUUAUUGUCAAGAAUGAUAACAUAUAAGACUGGCAUUUAUUACUCCAAAAAAAUUUAAACCCCAAAACAUAAACAAAUCGUUUCAAAAAGUGACUUAUAGGGAUAAAGAGUUUUAAUUUUUCAAAUCGCUACAACGAUGGCUGAAGACCGGAAAAAAUUUUAUUGUCGUGAAUGGGCCUUUCAGAAACUUCUACAUUGUUUAGACCAAAGACCUGUCUCCAAAACUUGUGGAGCUUUGUUGCUUGGAAGUUCAGGGUGUGGAAAAACCACGUUUUGUUCAGAGUUAUGCUGGCCCUCUCAGGGACCUCCUGGCAGACAGCAGAGGGCUUUAAACAGAAGACUUCUAUGCUAUCACUUUUUACAAGGUCAUAACGAGAAAAGUCUAUCUUUAAGUGAAUUUGUUAGGUCUCUGGUAACCCAAAUACUGAAUCACUCAACUGAAAGUCAUAAAGAGAGAAGCAUGCGACGAAAACUAUCACAGCAAAAGGACAAGACGGAAUGCAUAAGCCCUAGCCAAAACGCUUCUGAGGAAAAAGCGCAGGAGAGUCUUUACAGUAAUAUUUAUGCAGGAAACUUACUGUCGCCUAAUUCAGAGGCUAAACGAAUACCAGAUCCACCUCCGGUAUCCAAUGUUGUUCCUCCCAACCCUCGAACUGUUAUUGCUGAUGCCUAUUUAGAAAAGUUAAAGGCAGAUCCCGAAAUUCAAAUAGCUCUUAGAGCAAAAAAUAUUGAAACUAACCCAGAUGACUGUCUCAAGCGGGCUUUACUUUUUCCUUUGUUGGAAAUAGAUCCACCCAAAACUUCACUUUUUAUUUUAAUAGACUCUAUAGAUGAACACUCUUUUAUCUAUUCAAAUUCAACAUUAACUAGGUCAAAGCCACGAGAAAGAAGUUCUCAAUCACGCACCAUAGCCGAGCUGCUUGCUAAUCAUCAUCAUCUUUUUCCCCAGUGGCUCCUGUUGGUUUGCACAGCGAAAAAACAGUCAAAGAGUAUUGCUAAAAUGUUUACUGGUUUUAGAAAGCUAAGUCUUGAUGACUUGAGAAAAACACAAGUAGUCAGGGAUGUACAACAAUAUAUAUUAGCUCGAUUAGAUCAAGAAAACAGUUUAAGGCAGCAUAUAAGUAGAGACACUGCGGAAAUGCUUAAUCAGUUACAUAUCAAGAGCAAUGGCUGCUUUUUGUACUUAGAGAAAGUAUUGGAUGGAGUUGCCGAAAAUUUUAUAGUGUUAAGAGAAGUACGUGAAAUUCCUGGGACACUUAAUGGACUCUAUCUAUGGCUUUGCCAGCGCUUGUUUAAUAGGAAACAAUUUGCUAGAGUACAGCCGCUUUUGAAUGUUAUAUUAGCUGCCAAGUGCGCUCUUAAUGAGGCCCUCCUUUUUGAUGUAGUAAAAAUGAAUAACUCAAAAAUGACAGCUGAAGAUUUCAGAAAGCGAUUUAACCUUUUGAAAAAGGUUAUAGUGAUUUCUCGAAAUGGGACAAUAAGGUUAUUUCACCACUCGUUUGCGGAAUGGCUAUUAGAUAUUAAACAUUGUACCCAGAAGUACUUGUGUAAUAUUUUUCACGGCCACUGUAUUCUUGCGAUGUAUUAUACAUUACACGCAAAAGCGUUGAAUAAUCAGGAAAUAUAUGACUAUGUAUUCCAUCUUACCAGAAUGGAACAAUUUUUAAGUGAAAAGCCCAAUCAAAAAUGUCCAACAUUAAUGUAUAAACUAACUCAGGAGAAGUCCCAAAAUUUGGAAGAGAAUUCCUUAGACAAGACAUCCACUGAGAUUUAUUCAGAUUUGAGGGCAUUACAAGAAUUGACAAAAACUUACGAAAAAGAACUGGAAUUGAAUCAUAUGGAAGCUUUAGAAAGUAGUUUUGCCGACACAGACACUAGUCAAAAUAAUCUAGAUGCUAAUUUUGAAGAGAAAUUAGAAGCAAAGUUUGAGAAUAUACAUUUAAAGAGUCCGGUUUCCGAUAAGCACCCAAUUUAUGCUGAAGUUAAUAAAUUAAAUAAAACUUGUAAUCAGAUUUCCAAAAAUAUUGAGGUUUCCACCAACCCAAUAAUGAUUACAAGCUGUGAAAAUAACUUGUUGGUCAAUGAUUACACUAAUACAGCUUCCUCCUCUGGGCACAAUUUAUUAACAGUGUUUGAUGAUUCAGUGCCAACCAAAAUCUCUAGUCAUCCGGUAUUGGAUCUUCACACACUCACAGUGCUCUGGCUGAUUCAGAGCGGAUGCAAUGUAGAAGAAUGUUUACUGGAAGGGAAUGAAAUGGCUGGAGUUAAUUUUGGAGCUUUUUUGCCGACAGAUCAGAAAGUCCUGAAGUUGUUACUAGAAGCAGGGGCGGUGGAGCAGCAAGAUAUUUCUGGAUGCGAGUAUGAAAGCCAGAUGUCACUUGCCAGCACUUCUAGCGAGCAGUCCCCAGAACCACUUUUUGAUUUGCAGGACCUUCAUGGGCAGGCAGCCUUGCACGUUGCUGCUCGGUUAGGACAAAGUCAGGUUGUUAAGGUUCUUCUAGAAUCAGGGGCAAAUGCCAAUCAAGCUGACAUAGACGGUUGGACCCCUCUAAGAGCGGCAGCGUGGGGAGGCCAUACAGAGGUUGUCGAACUUUUAGUCAAACAUGGGUGUCAAUUAGAUAGCGUGGAUGCUGAAAAUAGAACCGCUUUAAGAGCCGCUGCUUGGAGUGGUCACGAGGAAAUAGUGAAAAUUUUGCUUCAGAAUGGAGCAAAUGUCAAUUUGACAGACCACGAAGGCCGAACUGCUCUUAUAGCAGCAGCCUAUAUGGGUCAUAGCGAAAUAGUAGAUCAUCUGCUUGACUAUGGGGCCGAUAUUAAUCAUGCAGACGCUGAUGGCAGAACAGGUUUAUCAGUAGCUGCUUUAUGUGCACCAAAAACCCCAGGCACAAGUGUCGUAUCAACACUUUUGGAACGAGGGGCAACUGUAGACCAUAAGGAUAAAGAGGGAAUGACCCCUUUAUUGGUUGCUUCUUUUGAAGGGCACAGGGAUGUAUGCGAACUUCUCUUAGAAAAUGAGGCCGAUGUCGAUCAUUGCGACAAUAGCGGCCGAUCACCACUAUGGGCGGCCGCCAGUAUGGGGCAUGCACCGGUAGUGGCCCUGUUACUUUUUUGGGGCUGUGCAAUAGAUACAAUGGAUUCCGAAGGACGGACAGUGUUGUCUGUUGCUGCAGCUCAAGGAUGUGUUGAGGUCGUUCGACAGCUAUUGGACAGAGGUCUGGACGAGCAACAUAGGGAUAACUCCGGAUGGACACCUUUGCAUUAUGCUGCUUUUGAAGGCCAUCACGACGUAUGCGAAGCGCUAUUAGAAGCGGGAGCGAGAAUAGAUGAGACUGAUAACGAGGGCAAAGCUGCUUUGACCCUUGCUGCCCAAGGAGGCCAUAUAACUUUAGUAAAUAUGCUUUUAGAUAAAUACAAUGCGCCUGUAGAUCAAAGACCGCACGAUGGAAAGACUGCAUUAAGGUUAGCCGCAUUAGAAGGACACUACGACAUAGUACAAAUUUUAGUUUCUCACGGAGCUGAUCUGAAUUCCAAAGAUGCUGAUGGCAGAAGUACGUUGUACGUUUUGGCGUUGGACAAUCGACUAGCAAUGUCAAAAUACCUUUUGCAGCAGGGGGCAGAUGUGGAGACUAGAGACUUAGAGGGUCGAACCUCUCUGCAUGUGUCCUCCUGGCAAGGACACACCGAAAUGGUUUCUAUGCUAUUAGAUUACGGUAAAGCGCAGGUUGACGCUUGUGAUUUAGAAAAUAGAACUGCCUUACACUCUGCCAGCUGGCAAGGUCAUAGUGACAUUGUUAAGAUUUUACUUGAACAUGGAGCGCUGCCAGACCACACUUGUAAUCAAGGUGCAACAGCUUUGGGCAUAGCAGCACAAGAAGGUCAUGAACUUUGUGUAGUAGCUUUAUUAGAACACGGUGCUGAUCCCAAUCAUUCUGACUCUUGCGGUCGAAACGCUUUGAGAGUGGCUGCAAAGUCUGGACAUCGAGCCGUGGUUAGGUUAUUAGAAGACUACAAUGCCACAAGAUCAUCUCAUGGGCAUCCGCAGGCAAGCAUAUCUGCUCACACUAGUAGCAGUGCGAAUUCAAUUGCUUCGACUUCAACAGUAGAUACAAAACCUUCUUCAGCAAUAAUGUACCCAAUUGGCAACGGUGAUUGGACAGAUCAGCAACGGAGAUCAAUGGUUUCGCUUGGCAACCACAGUUCAAACUCCAAGUCAAGUUCCAAUCUAACAGGAUCUAGUCAUUCAAGUAGGCACGGUGAUCGGCAAAAGGAAGCACAACAAAAUAUGCAGCCUAUGUCUUUUACGCAACAAUUACAGCAGUGUUCUAGAGGUGGUAAGACAAGACCAUUAAGCAAGUUACUCUCUCCAUUACAAAGCGAGCCGCAAAGCCCUAUUUACGCUUCCCCACCUUUAAGCCCGGUUCAUGAUAGUUCAAAUAACGCUUUUGGUGCAAUGAACAUCUACCAGCCAGUACUAAGGCACAAUAACUUUGCGAAAGUACCUGACACUCAUUUCGCACGUGAUACUCAUAUGAGGAUCAUCUUGGGAAAUUCUGGAAACUCCAUUUUUGGGUUUAAAGAUAAGAAGGGGGAAGAUAAGAACGAUAAAGAUUCGAAUAGUAAACAUAGCAAUCAAAAAUCUAAACGAAACGGUAUUGUUACAAAUCCUGCACUUCGAUUGGUGGCCAAUGUGAAAAACGGACUCGAUACAGCGGCGGCAAAUCUUCGCAAGUCCACAUCUGGAGCAAAUCCCGCAUCAAAAACAAACAGUUUUCAUUGGCGAAAAGAGACCCCAUUGUAAUAUAAAAGUAGACACUAAUGUUUUAGUUUAUGUGUGAAAUUAUACUAGUCAGUCAAGUGGAUUAAACUCGAAACACUAAUAAAUUAACUAGUGCUGAUAGAUACAACUCCUAGUCUUAUAAGAUAUCAAAUAGAUCCACUUUUGUUUUCUUAAUCGUAUGUUUCGGGCCUAAGUUUUCAACGAUAAAGGAUUUUGCUUUCAAGUUUGUAGGUUUUAGUAGGUAUUUGUGAUAGAUCACCAUAGGUUUAAUGGUUAGUUAGUAUUAGAGAAUUAGCUUGUACUCGGCUACAUAUGGAAAAUGUAUCUAUAAUAAAGCUAAAUAUAAAAUGCCAAUGACAUUAACAACUACUUAUUUUAUGGGAAAUUCAUCAGGGGCAGUUCUUGUGUAUGUCGUUGACAUUUGGCAUUUGAUUUACUAUGAAAUAAUAGGAAUUGAGAAGACAGGAUA